CCACCUGACCCCAGGACGGUAGGUGGCGGUGGCGGUGGCGGUGCGGCAGCGACCCGCCAGCUGAACCGAGACAGAGAAGAAGAAGGAAGUUCCCGUUCGUCACACUAGCGCGAAAUGUCGAAGAUGCUGAAAUCAUGGCUGAAACAUAUUCAAAGUCUAAACUUAAACGAAAUAAGCCGUCUGUCAAAGAUGUCCAGCCGGGGACGGGUUCGCGGGGAACCCUGAAGAGGAGUCCCACAGAGACAGCAGAGGCUGGGAGGGCAGCGUGGUGGACCAGCGAGCCGCUGCCGGCUGUGGAGAGUCUGUGGGCGUUGUGUGCUCUGCCGUGUCUGGAGAAUCGGCACCGGGACCUGGUUCCUGAUCUUCCACAUCCAUCUACAGCGAGACCCACAGCGCUGAGGUCCGGUGAACAGCGGUGGUGUGACCUCAGCGAAGACGUCGCUCCCUUCCCCGAACCCUCUCCACCCUCUCCGAGGACUCGCUCCAGUCCCAGCCCCUCCCCGCGGGAGCUCUCGGUGCAGACGCAGCCCGUCCCGGACCCGGCGGACAGACAGCUGUCGUCUCGCGGCAGCCAAAGGCCGCGGCCGUCCCUCCACGGCUGGGAGGGGCCGCCGUCGUCAGCCGGACCCUCGAGGGCGGGGGGGGGCGAGGGGAGGAGAGGACGGGAGACCGGACCGCUUCUCACGGGCCAGGCGAAAGUGUCUGACGGCCGAGUUCCUCUGCAGAGGAAGGGGGAGGAUAGAGAGGAAGAGGAGGGGCAGAGUCGUGUCGGAGGAGAUGGAGGAGCAGCAGGAGGGGCGGGGCUUCAAAGCUGCCCCAUGUGCCUGCUGGACUUCCCUGUUGGGUUCACCCAGAUGGACUGUGACGGCCACCUGGCCCAGUGUCUGUCCGAGGUGAACGUGGACAUGACCUGGUGAGGCCGACGGGACGCUGGCUGGCUGCUGUCCAGGUGAAGCAGCCACGCGCACACACACACGCACACACACACACACACACACACACACACACACACACACACUCCAGGAUUGUAUCGUAUGAAGGAAACUCCCAGAGAGCAGCUCGCACACAGAACGCUCAGCUUUCACUGGCAGCUUACCCGGGCUGUGCACCGACAGAGAGGCUGCUGGACACGCUGGGCGUAGUCUCGCAUUGCCAGACCUUCCUCCACAGCGCUGCGGAGGAAGGUCCAUCCACACAACAUUCCUGGAUAGGAGAAAAAAAAACUGGCUCCUGGUUUAUCUUUUAAACCAAUGACAAUUGCACGGGCAGCGCCGAGCGCACCGGACGCAGGUACGGCGCCUCGGGAAGGAACUUGUUUUGGAGAAACGUGUGCACGUUCAAGAGUUGUUUUAGGCUACGUUUACAUUUGCUAACAAAAUCUUUUUCUACGUUUACACCUCUGACCCCGUUUUGGUUUGGUGUCCGCGGGGCCGUGUUGCAGUCUCAACGGCCGCAAACGGAGACCUUUGGAAACACCGUCGCUGACGCCAACGUUUCGCCGCCUGAUUGAGUCUCAUCUGUCACGACUGUCUCGUUCUGGGAGACUGAACUACUGACGUUACCGUGGCAACUACCAGCAACGGGCUGCGUAUACACGCUGCCUCCUGUUUACCCCGGCAUGCGCAUGCCCACUAUACGAGAAUGUUGAUGAGAUAUUUUGGUUUGGGCGUGUUAGUUUAAACGGAGAUAAGUUCUAAGUAAAAAACACUUACACGGAGUUUGCUUUUGGCUCAAAACUCUCACGCAAAAACCAAAAUGUAACAAUGUAAAUGUAGCCUUAGUCAUGCAACAGAAAACUCUGAAUGGACAGAUAGCUGUCUGGAUUUA
This is a messenger RNA of Perca fluviatilis (European perch), 1827 nucleotides long. Its product is annotated as Fanconi anemia core complex-associated protein 20. Bases 135 to 917 code for a protein of 260 amino acids. The transcript is spliced from 4 exons. Gene Ontology annotation, molecular function: ubiquitin binding. The record is from RefSeq and is a predicted model, not a curated record. NCBI's taxonomy places the organism in Eukaryota, Metazoa, Chordata, Actinopteri, Perciformes, Percidae.